Messenger RNA from Diplodia corticola, 1140 nucleotides. RefSeq names its product mitochondrial protein fmp26. Gene Ontology annotation, cellular component: mitochondrial inner membrane. Bases 1 to 1140 code for a protein of 379 amino acids. Lineage: Eukaryota; Fungi; Ascomycota; Dothideomycetes; Botryosphaeriales; Botryosphaeriaceae. Gene Ontology annotation, biological process: inner mitochondrial membrane organization. The transcript has 5 exons. The record is from RefSeq and is a predicted model, not a curated record.
AUGCGCGCCCUCUCCGCGAGCUCCAGCCGGGGCUCUCGCGCCAUCGGCCGCUCGUGUCGCGCCCAUGUCGCGACUCCGCUGAUCCGCCGCCGAGCCAUCCACAUCAGCGAGGCGCCCUCGUCGUCCACGCCUAGCUUCGACCAGGACGUCUCCGCCGCCGCCAGCUCCACUCCGGACGCCCGCUUCGAGGUCAUUGGCUCGCCCUACUCGCUGCUGUCCGUUUCGCUGUCCGCUUCGCAAAACCUGUACACGCGCCGCGGCACCCUCGUCGCCGUCAACGGCAAGGUCGAAAAUGCCGUCUCCAGCCUUUCUGUCCUCGAGCCCUUCCGCCGCGCCCCGCUGGCCAUUCCGUUUCUCUACCAGAAGCUCUCCUCGACGAGCCCCAUCACCGCCUUGAUCUCUUCCAAAUCGCCCGCCACGAGUUUCGCCGUCGUACACCUGGAUGGUCGCCUCGAUUGGCUGGUCGCUCAGAGGCAAGCUCUGCUGGCAUGGACCGGCCACGCGCUCUCCGUCAAGCCUCGCAUGAACACAAAGAUGAGCUUGGCCCACUGGGGUAAUUCUCACGUUACCGGCAGAGGUCUGUUGGCUCUGGUUGGCAAGGGCCAAAUCUACCAGGUCCACCUCAAGGCUGGCGAGGAAUACGUUGUGCACCCGAGCAACGUCCUCGCAUAUACCAUGACCGCGAACCCGCCGCUCCCCUACCGCUUCAAAUCGACGUCCCUCCGCUUCCAGGUCCCUAGCUUGACUGGACUUUUCCCGAACACCAAGUUCUUCGAGGAUAUGCGGAAAACGCAGGCGUUCAAGACUUUGGCCCAGUUCCUCUUCACGCUCCGCACCUGGACGAGAAGAACGAUAUGGGGCGACAGGUUAUUCCUCCAAUUCCGCGGCCCCUCCACCAUCCUCGUCCAAUCACGAGCCGGCCGUUUGACCGAUUCCCUUACGACCCGUGACGUAAAUGAAAUCGCCGAUGUACCCGCGGGAGCUGUGCAAGAGGCUGUUACGCUGGACAUGCGGAAAGAAAGUGGCCACGGUUCGACUACUACGGCUGCUGAAGAGGCGGAAGCGCCGAAGGAGAAGGUACAGGUGGGUUCAGACGGAAAGUCCAAGACAGGAGAACAGGCGGAUGGCAAAAGUGCAUAG